Vicugna pacos (alpaca) is the source of this 803-nucleotide messenger RNA. It is a transcript of the gene C16H17orf100, whose product is annotated as chromosome 16 C17orf100 homolog. Lineage: Eukaryota; Metazoa; Chordata; Mammalia; Artiodactyla; Camelidae. The record is from RefSeq and is a predicted model, not a curated record.
ACCUGCUCCCCACCCCAGGACCACCGUGCCUCCGCGUCCCUGUGUCGUUGCACUCUCGUGCACCCCUGCGGUGCGUCACAAUGGCUUGUGCCGUCACUCCUCACCCCGUGACGUAACCCGCCGGGGAGCGUGAGGCGGUGGGGCCUCUCGAGGCCUGCUCAUCCCUGUUACCCCGUAGAAUGGCCUCACCCCUUCGGGGAAAGCCCUCUCCGUCCCGGGGGGAGGCCGCCCGCUACGAGGAGACGUCGACUGUCCGCGUGGAGACCUCGUCCCACCUCGUGGAGACAUCCUCCCGCCAGGUGCGGACAUCUUCCCGGCAUGUGGAGACCACCCAGCGCUGCAGCGAGGGGCCCUCCAUCCCCCCCUCUGGGAAGCUGCUCCCUCGCGUCCUCGAGGUGUCCUCCCAGCGCGUGGAAACCUCCUUACAGCGUACGGAAACGUCCUCCCGCCAAGUCAGGGCCUCCUCCCUGCGGGUGGAGACGUCUCUGCACCGCGUGGAGAGCCCGCCGCGACGGGAGCGGCCAGCCGCCCGCCAGAAUGUCCCAAGGGCCCGAUGAGAUGCUUCCUUUCCUGGGGCCCUGAGAGGUCCGUGGCCCUUGGCCAGGGCAGAAUUGCAGCCAGUUCGAAGGCAGCCUGCUGCCAGAUGGGCCCAUCAUCUUUGGUUUCCUGGAAACGGUCCACAAAUCAAUGUGAGAAAAAGCCAAGAUGCGGUUUCGGGAUUCAGCCAACAUUCAUUGACCCUGCUGCACCUUGGACCAUCCUGCCUUUGACCCAAUGAACUAUUUUAACUUGAAGCCACCGCA